This is a messenger RNA of Pocillopora meandrina, 4308 nucleotides long. The record is from the annotation of a GenBank genome assembly. Lineage: Eukaryota; Metazoa; Cnidaria; Anthozoa; Scleractinia; Pocilloporidae.
GGUGCUCUAAACCAAGGCUAUGAGGAUGUUUACGUUUCUCUGAGAGGACGCGAUUCAGACGACUGUGGCACGUUGAUUCAACCAUGCAAGUCCAUCGCCAAGGCAGUUCAACGAGUGGACAUAGGUGGAUACAUUUAUCUCGAUGGCACUGGCACGGAACGAAAACCCUAUGACUGCGGGUUGUCAGUGGUAUCCAACCACCAAUCUGGUAUUAUUGUCCAGAAGAGUUUGACGAUUGAAGGUUUUAAGUCCAGGUCUUAUGUGUCAUGUGUCAAUGGUUUCCAUUUCGUUAAGACAGAUAGUCGACCGUUAGGGAUCUUUCUGUCUGGUAUUGUUUUCCAGAAAACGCCGUUAACCUUUCAAGACAGUGAUAAUCUAACGAUUUCAAGUUGUUCUUUCAAAGAAAGCUUCACUGCAGUAAGCGUUUACGCAAAAAGUAACAGUGUAAUUCGUAUAAACAUUGAUGGCUUUUCUUCCUUCGAGAACAACACUUCUUGUCUAGAUGUCAUUUGGCGAAACCCCUCUCAGGUGGGUGAUCGAGCGGUAUUUAUAGAUAUGAAACAUAUCAUGUUUACGGGAAACGGACUUGGCAAACAGCUUGCAAGGGGUUUAGUUACAAUCAAAUCAGAACUGGAGCAACCACCUCGUUUGCACGUCCAAAUCUCUUGUUUGCACGUCACAGCGACAAAAAACCAUGGGUAUUUUGUAAAUCUUAAUUUAUCGGAAGCUGUGACGAGUGAAAUGUAUACAGAUGUCGUAUUAGUCAACAAUACCGUCACUGAACCGAGCUCCGGUGGGAAAAGGUACGACACGGUAAACAGCUUGUUCAGCUCUCUAACUAAGAAAACCCAUGCAACCUUCCGUAACCUAACAUGUUCCCACAGCCGUUUUUUGCGAUGUAUCAAAAUUCAGUCUAAAGAGUCGCAAGUGGAAAUUCAGAAUUCGUCGUUCAUAGAACUACAAAUUCCAAACGAACGCGGGGGAGCGAUUUUCUUUAAUUCAACGUUACGUGGGUCCCUUACGCUUUUCAACAACAUGUUUUAUCGGAUCAUAGCUAAGGGCGGCGGAGCUCUGUUCUCACACAGUGAAUAUGGAACCCUGCAUCUACAAAUCAUGGAUUGUAACUUUACUAAAUGUGCUGCAAAAACUUUUGGAUGUGCAAUUCUUGUUGGAGAUCAAACAAAUAGAGCCGGCACUAAGAACCUGAUUGCAAGCUUUAAAGAGAUCAGAGCGCAUGAUUGUUAUGGUUACAAAAACAGAUGCGACAGUGUUAGGCUCAUGUUAAGAAAUGGAAAAGUGGUCAUUGAGGAUUCUUCUUGGAGAAACAAUAAUUGGUCGGUGAGUGGAACCCUGUCUGUUAUCAACACAGGUGGUAAUACUGAUUUAAUUAUUUCUGGAUGCACGUUUUUUCAUAACGCUGUUAAUGCGCAGGAAAUCACUGUUGAGGCGUAUAAACGUAAAGCAGGCAAUGUUACGAUUGCAAACAGCGAAAUGCUUAGCCAAGAAACUGGCAAAAGUCGGGCGGUGUUCAUAACUUCAAACUUCAGGACCAGCCUUCUUAACGUUAUAGUAAGGUCGUACUUUGACGCGCUGCGUAUCACAGGUUGGGAUCCUUAUAUACUCAAUUCUUCAUCGGAUGCUUAUCCCUUUUUCUUGUCAAUUUUCAACUGCACCUUCCAGGAUAGUGUCAGGGCUAUUCAUGCAACUUCACCCGAACCAUCUCAAGUGGAAUUGAGAAUUGCGAAUACCAUUUUUAUCACAAGAAAAACUGGCGACCUAUCUGGACUUCGUUUCUUUAUCUUACCUCUGAAGAUAAUCCACCGUCCGGACGUUAUCGUCGAUUUGGACAAUGUAACAUUUGCCUCUUCGCCUUGUAACCUCUUGGCUUUUUUAUUUUCAGGCAAUAAAUCUAUUCGCAUCAAAAGGUCUCAAUUCACUAACUGCCUUUGUUCGAGUAAAUGGGCAUGGGAUGGCAUAGCAAGUAGUUACAGUGUGUACACAUUAUCUGUUGGUGCCAUUUCGAUUUUUUCAGGCCACGAUCACAAGUUGAGCCAAGGAUGUGUCGACGUUAAAGACAACAACGAUACGCACCCUAUUUGGGAAUAUCAGGCUCACGUAGAGUUUGAAGAUACGUUAUUCGAGGGUAAUGGAGGAAAGAUUUCUGGUGGUGUACAAGUGUGUAAUGGUAACACAACCUUUAAAAGAUGCCGCUUCAACAAUAAUUUUGCUGCUGAACAAUCUGGUCAUGUUUAUCUAGCCUAUGGAACUGGAAAAGCAGAUUUCAUUGACUGUAUAUUUAACUCGUCAGCAGAAAACCUGAAACUGAACAAGACGACUUUUCGAAAGUCGGCAUUCGUGAAGUCAGACAGUGGAGGACCAAUUGGCCUUGAAAACACAACCAUGUCCUCUUUCUAUCCACAAAGUUAUGCGGGCUAUCCCGUAUUUGACAUCUCCAGCGGAGGUUACGUUUAUAUGGAUGAUAAUUCAACCAUUCAGUGCCCCAUUGGCAGCAAGCUUGUGUUGGAUAAUGCCACGCAUUUUGUUCAAGAUGACUACAAUAGUAAAUUUUGUAGGAUAAAUAUUACAGUACUGAAGUACUUGUGUCUGCGCUGCAUCCUAGACUCUUACAGCAUGAUACGUGGAUCUACUCAUGGAUUAUCGUUAAACAACACAGUAGAGUGUCUUCCAUGCCCGUUUGGUGCCAGUUGUGUCAAAAGAAAUAUAGUGGCCAAACGUAACUAUUGGGGUCAUCUAAAUAGCUUAUCAGUCCCACCAUCACUGACGUUUAUUGCCUGUCCAGAGCAUUAUUGCCGACAGCCAGGCCCAGGCGCAAACGGUUAUAACAGUUGCUCAGGGAACAGAAGAGGAAUUCUGUGUGGUGAAUGCACUCCAGGAUACAGUGCAACUGUGUUCUCACCAGAGUGUCGAAAGGACGAGGAAUGUGAAAACUAUUGGUUCUGGGUAUUGACAUUCUUAUUAACGAUUGUAUUAUCGUUAUACCUAUUAAGAAAACCACCAACUUUAAGUUUUCUUCUCUAUAAGAUAAUUUGGUUUAGAAGGAAAGAAAGCCCACAAGAAGACAGCACGUUUCAUGAAGCCGACCACAACACAGAUAACGCCUAUAUAAAAAUAACUUUUUAUUUCUAUCAAGUUGCUGAAAUUUUAAUGGUCAGUUCUAAAGAGAGCCUUCUGCAAACGGUGCCAGGUAUCUCUGCAGUUAUCGCUGUGUUCAACUUUAAGCUACGCGCCCUUAAUAAAGGGCUCGGUUGCCCUUUCCCUGGGCUAACAUCGGUGACAAAGCAACUGGUUCUUUCCGGUACCGUUUUCUUGACAAUGGCUGACGUUGCUCUCGUUUAUUUCGUCCACUGUGUUAUCAACAUAAUUAGGCGCAAACAGAAGCCAUCCCUCCUCCAUUACAUGGCCGUCACCAUGGAGGUGUUGCUGUUAGGCUACGAAAGACUGGCUGAAACUUGCCUCAAACUGAUGACCUGUGUAUCAAUCGGAUCUGAAAUGCGGCUUUUUAUCGAUGCAAAUGUUACAUGCAUGCAGUGGUGGCAGUAUCUCGUUCUUGCCUGCAUUGCGGUGUUUAUUGUCCCCUUCAUUGUCGUUCUUUACCUCGGAUCAUCCAAGCUUUACAAGGGUUCAAUGAAAGAAACUGAAUUUCUUGCUGCGUGCGUGCUUCCAUUGCCAUUUCUUGUGUAUUGGCUUCUUAAGAAAACCGAGAAACGACCAGGGAAUGAAUCUCUUGUAGUACAAGCUGUGAACAAAGAUGUCAUGGAAGUACUUCAUGGUCCUUUCCGUCCACCGAGGAGCGACGAUGGAGGGACACUCUACUGGGAGAGCGUGCUGAUUGGCCGAAGACUAAUUCUCCUUGUUUUUCAUUCGUUCAUAACAAGGCCAAUGGUACGAAUGAUCGCCAUGGCUACAGCUUGCUCUCUGAUAGCAAUCCACCAUGUCUUAAAGUAUCCAUUUCGAAAUGCGAUAGCUAACAGAGUCGAGACAUUGUCCCUUACUGCUUUGUUAAUUAUUUCCAUGAUUAAUCUUACCAAAGCAACCCUGAUAUCAUUUGGUAUCACGAUCAUCGGGCCUUACGGAAGUUUUCUUGAUGUUAUGGAAUGGUUCGAGGUUGGUGUACUGGGGAUUGUACCGGUAUUAGUGUCCGUUUUGGUCAUUAGUGCCAUUCUCUCUCAACUCCUCCGCGUUUUGUUAUUUCUUUUCGAGCAAGCUGGCAGACUUUGUCAUCGGCCUGGCAACACUCAUUGCUCCAGGGACGAACAGAAAAGGCCCCUCUUGGAUGUUGCUGGGUGA